Molecule: messenger RNA, 7326 nt
Organism: Rhinopithecus roxellana (golden snub-nosed monkey)
Lineage: Eukaryota; Metazoa; Chordata; Mammalia; Primates; Cercopithecidae
Gene: MYH9
Product: myosin heavy chain 9
Exons: 41
Coding region: 275-6157 (1960 amino acids)
Cellular component (GO): myosin complex
Molecular function (GO): cytoskeletal motor activity; ATP binding; actin filament binding
Source: RefSeq, a predicted model, not a curated record
CCGCCCCGGAGCCGGCUCCGGGCUGGGAAUGGGCCCGCGACUCCGAGGGCGGGGCGGGAAGGCGGCGAGGAGCCGAGCUGGGUGCGGUGAGGCGCGCAGAUCACCGCGGUUCCUGGGCAGGGCACGGAAGGCUGAGCAAGGCUGACCUGCUGCAGCUCCUGCCUCGUGCGCUCGCCCCACCCGGCCGCCGCCCGAGCGCUCGAGAAAGUCCUCUCGGGAGACCAGCGCCUGUUCCCGGGGCAGAUCCAGGUUCAGGUCCUGGCUAUAAGUCACCAUGGCACAGCAAGCUGCCGAUAAGUAUCUCUAUGUGGAUAAAAACUUCAUCAAUAACCCGCUGGCCCAGGCCGACUGGGCUGCCAAGAAGCUGGUAUGGGUGCCUUCCGACAAGAGUGGCUUCGAGCCAGCCAGCCUCAAGGAGGAGGUGGGUGAAGAGGCCAUUGUGGAGCUGGUGGAGAACGGGAAGAAGGUGAAGGUGAACAAGGAUGACAUCCAGAAGAUGAACCCGCCCAAGUUCUCCAAGGUGGAGGAUAUGGCGGAGCUCACGUGCCUCAACGAAGCCUCGGUGCUGCACAACCUCAAGGAGCGUUACUACUCAGGGCUUAUCUAUACCUAUUCAGGCCUGUUCUGUGUGGUCAUCAAUCCUUACAAGAACCUGCCCAUCUACUCUGAAGAGAUUGUGGAAAUGUACAAGGGCAAGAAGAGGCACGAGAUGCCCCCUCACAUCUAUGCCAUCACAGACACCGCUUACAGGAGUAUGAUGCAAGACCGAGAAGAUCAGUCCAUCUUGUGCACGGGUGAAUCUGGAGCUGGCAAGACAGAGAACACCAAGAAGGUCAUCCAGUAUCUGGCGUAUGUGGCGUCCUCCCACAAGAGCAAGAAGGACCAGGGUGAGCUGGAGCGGCAGCUGCUGCAGGCCAACCCCAUCCUGGAGGCCUUCGGGAACGCCAAGACAGUGAAGAAUGACAACUCUUCCCGCUUCGGUAAAUUCAUUCGCAUCAACUUUGAUGUCAACGGCUACAUUGUUGGAGCCAACAUUGAGACUUAUCUUUUGGAGAAAUCUCGUGCUAUCCGCCAAGCCAAGGAAGAACGGACCUUCCACAUCUUCUAUUAUCUCCUGUCUGGGGCUGGAGAGCACCUGAAGACCGAUCUCCUGUUGGAACCGUACAACAAAUACCGCUUCCUGUCCAAUGGGCACGUCACCAUCCCCGGGCAGCAGGACAAGGACAUGUUCCAGGAGACCAUGGAGGCCAUGAGGAUUAUGGGCAUCCCAGAAGAGGAGCAAAUGGGCCUGCUGCGGGUUAUCUCAGGGGUUCUUCAGCUCGGCAACAUCGUCUUCAAGAAGGAGCGGAACACUGACCAGGCGUCCAUGCCCGAUAACACAGCUGCCCAAAAGGUGUCCCAUCUCUUGGGUAUCAAUGUGACCGAUUUCACCAGAGGAAUCCUCACCCCGCGCAUCAAGGUGGGACGGGAUUACGUCCAGAAGGCGCAGACUAAAGAGCAGGCUGACUUUGCCAUCGAGGCCUUGGCCAAGGCGACCUACGAGCGGAUGUUCCGCUGGCUGGUGCUGCGCAUCAACAAGGCUCUGGACAAGACCAAGAGGCAGGGCGCCUCCUUCAUCGGGAUCCUGGACAUCGCCGGCUUCGAGAUCUUUGAUCUGAACUCCUUUGAGCAGCUGUGCAUCAAUUACACCAAUGAGAAGCUGCAGCAGCUCUUCAACCACACCAUGUUCAUCCUGGAGCAGGAGGAGUACCAGCGCGAGGGCAUCGAGUGGAACUUCAUCGACUUUGGCCUCGACCUGCAACCCUGCAUCGACCUCAUUGAGAAGCCAGCAGGCCCCCCGGGCAUCCUGGCCCUGCUGGACGAGGAGUGCUGGUUCCCCAAAGCCACUGACAAGAGCUUCGUGGAGAAGGUGAUGCAGGAGCAGGGCACCCACCCCAAGUUCCAGAAGCCCAAGCAGCUGAAGGACAAAGCUGAUUUCUGCAUUAUCCACUACGCCGGCAAGGUGGAUUACAAAGCUGACGAGUGGCUGAUGAAGAACAUGGACCCCCUGAAUGACAACAUCGCCACGCUGCUCCACCAGUCCUCUGACAAGUUUGUCUCGGAGCUGUGGAAGGAUGUGGACCGCAUCAUUGGCCUGGACCAGGUGGCCGGCAUGUCGGAGACGGCGCUGCCCGGGGCCUUCAAGACGCGGAAGGGCAUGUUCCGCACCGUGGGGCAGCUUUACAAGGAGCAGCUGGCCAAGCUGAUGGCCACGCUGAGGAACACCAACCCCAACUUCGUCCGCUGCAUCAUCCCCAACCACGAGAAGAAGGCUGGCAAGCUGGACCCGCAUCUUGUGCUGGACCAGCUGCGCUGCAAUGGUGUCCUCGAGGGCAUCCGCAUCUGCCGCCAGGGCUUCCCCAACAGGGUGGUCUUCCAGGAGUUUCGGCAGAGAUAUGAGAUCCUGACUCCAAACUCCAUUCCCAAGGGCUUCAUGGAUGGGAAGCAGGCGUGUGUGCUCAUGAUAAAAGCCUUGGAGCUCGACAGCAACCUGUACCGCAUUGGCCAGAGCAAAGUCUUCUUCCGCGCCGGCGUGCUGGCCCACCUGGAGGAGGAGCGGGACCUUAAGAUCACUGACGUCAUCAUAGGGUUCCAGGCCUGCUGCAGGGGCUACCUGGCAAGGAAAGCGUUUGCCAAGCGGCAGCAGCAGCUGACCGCCAUGAAGGUCCUCCAGCGGAACUGCGCUGCCUACCUCAAGCUGCGGAACUGGCAGUGGUGGCGGCUCUUCACCAAGGUCAAGCCGCUGCUGCAGGUGAGCCGGCAGGAGGAGGAGAUGAUGGCCAAGGAGGAGGAGCUAGUGAAGGUCCGAGAGAAGCAGCUGGCAGCGGAGAACAGGCUCACGGAGAUGGAGACGCUGCAGUCUCAGCUCAUGGCAGAGAAAUUACAGCUGCAGGAGCAGCUCCAGGCAGAAACCGAGCUGUGUGCCGAGGCUGAGGAGCUCCGGGCCCGCCUGACCGCCAAGAAGCAGGAACUAGAAGAGAUCUGCCAUGACCUGGAGGCCAGGGUGGAGGAGGAGGAGGAGCGCUGCCAGCACCUGCAGGCAGAGAAGAAGAAGAUGCAGCAGAAUAUCCAGGAACUUGAGGAGCAGCUGGAGGAGGAGGAGAGCGCCCGGCAGAAGCUGCAGCUGGAGAAGGUGACCACUGAGGCGAAGCUGAAGAAGCUGGAGGAGGAGCAGAUCAUCCUGGAGGACCAGAACUGCAAGCUGGCCAAGGAAAAGAAACUGCUGGAAGACAGAAUAGCUGAGUUCACCACCAACCUCACGGAAGAGGAGGAGAAAUCUAAGAGCCUCGCCAAGCUCAAGAACAAGCAUGAAGCAAUGAUCACCGACUUGGAAGAGCGCCUCCGCAGGGAGGAGAAGCAGCGACAGGAGCUGGAGAAGACCCGCCGGAAGCUGGAGGGAGACUCCACGGACCUCAGCGACCAGAUCGCCGAGCUCCAGGCGCAGAUCGCGGAGCUCAAGAUGCAGCUGGCCAAGAAAGAGGAGGAACUCCAGGCCGCCCUGGCCAGAGUGGAAGAAGAAGCUGCUCAGAAGAACAUGGCCCUCAAGAAGAUCCGGGAGCUGGAAUCUCAGAUCUCUGAACUCCAGGAAGACCUGGAGUCUGAGCGUGCUUCCAGAAAUAAAGCUGAGAAGCAGAAACGGGACCUUGGGGAAGAGCUAGAGGCGCUGAAAACAGAGUUGGAGGACACGCUGGAUACCACAGCUGCCCAGCAGGAGCUCAGGUCGAAACGUGAGCAGGAGGUGAACAUCCUGAAGAAGACCUUGGAAGAGGAGGCCAAGACCCACGAGGCCCAGAUCCAGGAGAUGAGGCAGAAGCACUCGCAGGCCGUGGAGGAGCUGGCGGAGCAGCUGGAGCAGACGAAGCGGGUGAAAGCCAACCUCGAAAAGGCAAAGCAGACCCUGGAGAAUGAGCGGGGGGAGCUGGCCAACGAGGUGAAGGUGCUGCUGCAGGGCAAAGGGGACUCGGAACACAAGCGCAAGAAAGUGGAGGCGCAGCUGCAGGAGCUGCAGGUCAAGUUCAACGAGGGAGAGCGUGUGCGCACGGAGCUGGCCGACAAGGUCACCAAGCUGCAGGUGGAGCUGGACAACGUGACCGGGCUUCUCAGCCAGUCCGACAGCAAGUCCAGCAAGCUCACCAAGGACUUCUCCGCGCUGGAGUCCCAGCUGCAGGACACUCAGGAGCUGCUGCAGGAGGAGAACCGGCAGAAGCUGAGCCUGAGCACCAAGCUCAAGCAGGUGGAGGACGAGAAGAAUUCCUUCCGGGAGCAGCUGGAGGAGGAGGAGGAGGCCAAGCACAACCUGGAGAAGCAGAUCGCCACUCUCCAUGCCCAGGUGGCCGACAUGAAGAAGAAGAUGGAGGACAGUGUGGGGUGCCUGGAAACCGCUGAGGAGGUGAAGAGAAAGCUCCAGAAGGACCUGGAGGGCCUGAGCCAGCGGCACGAGGAGAAGGUGGCCGCCUACGACAAGCUGGAGAAGACCAAGACGCGGCUGCAGCAGGAGCUGGAUGACCUGCUGGUGGACCUGGACCAUCAACGCCAGAGUGCAUGCAACCUGGAGAAGAAGCAGAAGAAGUUUGACCAGCUCCUGGCAGAGGAGAAGACCAUCUCUGCCAAGUACGCAGAGGAGCGCGACCGGGCUGAGGCAGAGGCCCGAGAGAAGGAGACCAAGGCGCUGUCGCUGGCCCGGGCCCUGGAGGAAGCCAUGGAGCAGAAGGCGGAGCUGGAGCGGCUCAACAAGCAGUUCCGCACGGAGAUGGAGGAUCUCAUGAGCUCCAAGGAUGAUGUGGGCAAGAGCGUCCACGAGCUGGAGAAGUCCAAGCGGGCCCUGGAGCAGCAGGUGGAGGAGAUGAAGACGCAGCUGGAAGAGCUGGAGGACGAGCUGCAGGCCACUGAAGACGCCAAACUGCGGCUGGAGGUCAACCUGCAGGCCAUGAAGGCCCAGUUCGAGCGGGAUCUGCAGGGCCGGGACGAGCAGAGUGAGGAGAAGAAGAAGCAGCUGGUCAGACAGGUGCGGGAGAUGGAGGCAGAGCUGGAGGAUGAGAGGAAGCAGCGCUCGAUGGCAGUGGCUGCCCGGAAGAAGCUGGAGAUGGACCUGAAGGACCUGGAGGCUCACAUUGAGUCAGCCAACAAGAACCGGGAGGAAGCCAUCAAACAGCUGCGGAAGCUGCAGGCCCAGAUGAAAGACUGCAUGCGUGAGCUGGAUGACACCCGCGCCUCCCGUGAGGAAAUCCUGGCCCAGGCCAAAGAGAAUGAGAAGAAGCUGAAGAGCAUGGAGGCUGAGAUGAUCCAGUUGCAGGAGGAACUGGCAGCCGCGGAGCGUGCCAAGCGCCAGGCCCAGCAAGAGCGGGAUGAGCUGGCUGAUGAGAUCGCCAACAGCAGUGGCAAAGGAGCCCUGGCAUUGGAGGAGAAGCGGCGUCUGGAGGCCCGCAUCGCCCAGCUGGAGGAGGAGCUGGAGGAGGAGCAGGGCAACACGGAGCUGAUCAACGACCGGCUGAAGAAGGCCAACCUGCAGAUCGACCAGAUCAACACCGACCUGAACCUGGAGCGCAGCCACGCCCAGAAGAACGAGAAUGCUCGGCAGCAACUGGAGCGCCAGAACAAGGAGCUCAAGGUCAAGCUGCAGGAGAUGGAGGGCACUGUCAAGUCCAAGUACAAGGCCUCCAUCACUGCCCUCGAGGCCAAGAUCGCACAGCUGGAGGAGCAGCUGGACAACGAGACCAAGGAGCGCCAGGCAGCCUGCAAACAGGUGCGUCGGACGGAGAAGAAGCUGAAGGAUGUGCUGCUGCAGGUGGAUGAUGAGCGGAGGAAUGCUGAGCAGUACAAGGACCAGGCUGACAAGGCAUCCACCCGCCUGAAGCAGCUCAAGCGGCAGCUGGAGGAGGCCGAAGAGGAGGCCCAGCGGGCCAACGCCUCCCGCCGGAAACUGCAGCGCGAGCUGGAGGACGCCACCGAGACGGCCGAUGCCAUGAACCGCGAGGUCAGCUCCCUGAAGAACAAGCUCAGGCGCGGGGACCUGCCGUUUGUCAUGCCCCGCCGAAUGGCCCGGAAAGGCGCUGGCGAUGGUUCCGACGAGGAGGUGGAUGGCAAAGCGGAUGGGGCUGAGGCCAAACCUGCCGAAUAAGCCUCUUCUCCUGCAGCCUGAGAUGGAUGGACAGACGGACACCACAGCCUCCUCUUCCCAGACCCUGCAGCAGGCCUCUCCCCACCUUCUUGGGACUGCUGUGAACGCGCCUCCCCCUGCCCUCAGCCCCGUCCCCCAUCCUGUUUCCCUCCAGGCGUUGUUGAGGGCAUUUGGCUUCCUCUGCUGCAUCCCCUUCCAGCUCCCUCCGCCGCUCAGAAUCUGAUACCAAAGAGACAGGGCCCGGGCCCAGGCAGAGAGCGACCAGCAGGCUCCUCAGCCCUCUCUUGCCAAAAAGCACAAGAUGUUGAGGCGAGGAGGGCAGGCCCCCGGGGAGGGGCCAGAGUUUUCUAUGAAUCUAUUUUUCUUCAGACUGAAGGCGUUUUGGUAGUCGGACCCCCCGCAGUUGUCAGCCUCCCUGACCUCUGCCACCAGCGCCCCCACUCCUCGUUUCUUUGCUGUUGGCAAUCACACGUGGUGACCUCACACACCUCUGCCCCUUGGGCCUCCCACUCCCAUGGCUCUGGGCGGCCCAGAAGGAGCAGGCCCUGGGGCUCCACCUCUGUGCAGGGCACAGAAUGCUGGGGUAGGGGGAGGAGUGGAUUCCUCCCCACCCUGUCCCGGGCAGCGCCACUGUCCACUGUCUCCCUCCUGAUUCUAAAAUGUCUCAAGUGCAAUGCCCCCUCCCCUCCUUUACCGAGGACAGCCUGCCUCUGCCACAGCAAGGCUGUCGGGUCAAGCUGGAAAGGCCAGCAGCCUUCCAGUGGCUUCUCCCAACACUUUUGGGGACCAAAUGUAUUGAAUGGUUAAGGGACUUGUCCCAAGUAUGACAGCCAGAGCGUUAGAGGGGCCAGCAGCCCUCCCAGGCGAUCUUGUGUCUACUCUAGGACUGGGCCCGAGGGUAGUUUACCUGCACCGUUGACUCAGUAUAGUUUAAAAAUCUGCCACCUGCACAGAUAUUUUUGAAAGCAAAACAAGGUUUUCUUUUUUUCCCCUUUCUCGUAAUAAAUGAUAAAAUUCUGAGUCUUUCUCACUGCCUUUGUUUAUAAGAGAGUUAGCUCGUCCUCACUGGUCUACACUGGUUGCCGAAUUUACUUGUAUUCCUAACUUUUGUAUAUGCUGCAUUGAGACUUACGGCAAGAAGGCAUUUUUUUUUUUUUUUUUAAAGGAAA